CUUUAGCUCUAUGCAGGCGCGCUGUGUAGAAUAGGUUCAAGCUUGGCUCUCGUUCGUUUGUUCGUUAGGGAAGCCCAAAUCAAUAUACUAUUCUCCAACCUUAUCAGCCCAUGUCUAGAAGCCCAUUUAUCGGAGUCGGUCAUAAAUACAUAUUAUUUUAAUACUUUAAAGCGUAAUAUAUGCUUAUAUUUCCUCACUCGCAAAAACAAACAAACAUUCAAGACAGGACCGCGUGCUUCGGAUGGGACUAAACUUCUUCUGAGACAUAACGAUGCUGUGAAACAAAGCACACCCUUCUACAAGGUGAGCGCGUCAACCUAAGCCAAUCCCCUCAGAGCAUCUACGCCGGUCGCCGUGAAGAUGGACACAAAGGAGCGGCGGCACUGCUCCCUGACCCGGGGCCGCUGCAGGAAGGACUUCCACCAUGCUAUGGCGUCCCGGGAGCCCGAGGAGUGCCGCGUGGCCACCCAGAAGUCCUACAGCUCCAGCGAGACGCUCAAGGCCUACGACCCCGACACGCGCCUGCGCUACGGGGGCUGUGUUGCAGAGCUGGUGCAUCACGAACAUGAGGAGUACGUCCGUCAAGGGAGCUUCACACUGGCGGAGCUGGGAGUGAGUGACCAACAGGCCCAGCACCAGCACCAGACCCAGCACCAGCACCAGACCCAGCAUCAGCACCAGACCCAGCACCUGCACCAGGCUGCCUACCACUCCUCCCACUCAGAGCUGGGCCUGUUGCAGCAGGGCUACUCCCUCAGCACCGGCUCCGACGCAGACUCUGACCCAGAGGGGGUCAUGUCGCCGGAGCGUGCCGUUCAGCUGUGGGGGGGUCACGGGAUCAAGUCCCGUCGCAGCUCCGGCCUCUCCAGCAGGGAAAACUCAGCCCUCACACUCACCGACUCAGACAACGAACACAAGUCUGACGACGAGUCAGCAUACUUCGAUGAUGAAGGGGAUGAUGAGGAUGAGGAGGAUCUGUACAGUCCCCACCGCUUCAGUAAGUGCCAACUCACUUUCACCCCUCUACUGUGUACUGCAAAGGCAUCUGUGUUCUUACUACAACGGUGCCUUUUACAACCUUCAUCUGCAGUUGUUACCUUUUGAUACCACCAUCAAACACACUGUUGUGAAUUCAUCCUUCAUGGCAUUGUUCCAGUGCUCUAUUGUUGUUUUCAU
Oncorhynchus kisutch (coho salmon) is the source of this 1176-nucleotide messenger RNA. Its product is annotated as teneurin-2-like. The record is from RefSeq and is a predicted model, not a curated record. Gene Ontology annotation, cellular component: membrane. Gene Ontology annotation, biological process: signal transduction. Bases 361 to 1104 code for a protein of 247 amino acids. Lineage: Eukaryota; Metazoa; Chordata; Actinopteri; Salmoniformes; Salmonidae. The transcript has 4 exons.